AUGGCCGCCCGCCUGCUCCUCACCGUGCUGGCAUUCACGUCGCUCGCCUCGUCGCUCGGACCGCCGUGCAAGGACCCCAUCGUGCGCAAGGAAUGGCGUACUCUUUCGCGCUCAGAGAAGGGUUCCUACCUCGAUGCAGUAGAGUGUAUCACCACCAAGCCAUCCCUCACACCCCGAUUCAACAACUCCGGCGUCAAAUCCCGCCGCGACGACCUCCUGUACACCCACAUCCAGCAGACCUUCUCCAUCCACUACGUCGGCCACUUCCUGCCCUGGCACCGGUACCUUGUCGCGACGCACGAGCACAUGCUGCGGGGCCGAGUGCGGCUACGGCGGGGCCUAGCCGUACUGGGACUGGACGCUGGGACCUGGACACCGGCGAGACGUUCGCCAACUCGCCAGUGUCCGACCCGGAGCCGGGGUUCGGCGGGAACGGCCCCUACGUCGAGGGCCAACUCGUCGGAUCCGUCUGCGGUGCCUGGCCGCACGGGCGGCGGGUGUGUCGUCGACGGGCCGUUCGCGGGGAGGGACGACUUUGUCCACCUCGGUCCGGCGAGUGGCGUCUCGUAUAACCCGCAGCGCCUGAGGAGGGACUUGAGUCCGGGCUUUGCGAGGCGGUAUCUCGGUAUGAACCAGACCGAGUUGACGCUGAGGCAGGGUGACUUUGGCUGGUUUGCCAGGGGUGUCGAGGGGGGUCCUAGUUUUGAUGCUUCUGGGAUCCAUGGGGGUGGGCAUUAUAGCGUUGGUGGGACUUAUGGGCAGAUGGGCGACCUGUAUGCCUCGCCGGCAGAUCCUAUAUUCUAUCUACACCAUGCCAAUCUCGACCGCGUGUGGUGGUCGUGGCAGAGCUGUGAUCUGGAAAACCGACUUCAGGAUAUCUCUGGGCCCAUCUUCCUCAUGGACUAUGACAACAUCCAGGGUGGGAACGUGACGCUGGACUUUGAGAUGACCGUCGGAGUCAGUGCUCCCAACGUGACGGUGGGAUCUGUGAUGGACAUCUCGAGCGGUGCCGGGGAUGGGGUACUUUGUUACACCUAUUCUGAUCUCUACGCCCUCCAGACCUGA
Messenger RNA from Diaporthe citri, 1065 nucleotides. RefSeq lists its product as uncharacterized. The coding region runs from base 1 to 1065 and encodes 354 amino acids. NCBI's taxonomy places the organism in Eukaryota, Fungi, Ascomycota, Sordariomycetes, Diaporthales, Diaporthaceae. The record is from RefSeq and is a predicted model, not a curated record. The transcript is spliced from 3 exons. Gene Ontology annotation, molecular function: oxidoreductase activity.